Molecule: messenger RNA, 1918 nt
Organism: Ochlerotatus camptorhynchus
Lineage: Eukaryota; Metazoa; Arthropoda; Insecta; Diptera; Culicidae
Product: heat shock protein beta-1
Exons: 5
Coding region: 399-998 (199 amino acids)
Biological process (GO): protein refolding; response to heat
Cellular component (GO): cytoplasm; nucleus
Source: RefSeq, a predicted model, not a curated record
GCGUUCGCACCAGACAGAGAGCAAAUCAGUUGAAGAAGAGAGUCUCCCGUGUGUGCAUUGUUGUAUCUUAAUCUAUCUGCACAACCUUUUCAAGUGAACGUCAAAAUAAAUUGUUGUCUCGCACAGCACAGAGUGUGAAUCUGGCAAGCAUUUGGCUGGGUGUGUGCGACACAGCGAAAAAAGCAGUAAAAGUGUGACCUUGCGCCUUUAGGAAAAAGAAAAAGUACACUUUUGAUUGGUACUAGUCGGGCAGCAGAGAAAGUGAGAGCCGUCUACGAAUCGCUAUCAAUUCCAGCACAGUGAUUGACUUCCGACGUACCAACGCACCAGCUCGUCCGGAGGAUUGUCCGAUUGUUUAUUUCUGCUAAAUCCCAAAUCGAACACCGUAACCGUGAAAAAUGGCCGACAGUCCAAACAAGCGCAACAUCCCGAUCAAGCUCGGUGACUUCAGCGUGAUCGAUACGGAGUUUGCCAGCAUCCGCGAGCGGUUCGACUCCGAGAUGCGAAAGAUGGAGGAGGAGAUGUCUAAAUUUAGAUCGGAACUGAUGAACCGCGAGUCCAACUUCUUCGAGACCACCUCGAGUUUUUCCACCAAAAAGACAGCGACAUCCAGCAGCACUACCACAUCCAAUGCAGGCUCGGCAGUCCGGCCACAGAGCAGUAGCACACAGGUCCAGGACAUCAACUCGCCACUGAUACAGGAGGAUGGUGAUAGCAAGGUGCUGAAGCUCCGCUUCGAUGUCAGUCAGUACGCUCCAGAGGAAAUCGUCGUCAAGACCGUGGACAACAAGCUGCUGGUCCAUGCCAAGCACCAGGAAAAGUCCGACACCAAGUCCGUCUACAGGGAGUACAACCGGGAGUUCCUGCUGCCGAAGGGUUGCAAUCCGGAGCUGAUCAAGUCGUCGCUCAGCAAGGACGGUGUCCUAACGGUGGACGCUCCACUGCCACCGCAGGCCCUGACCGCCGGCGAAACCAUGAUUCCAAUUGCCCAUCACUAAAUCCUCCUAAAAUACUACUGUAGUUCCCCUACUUACUGUUAACCUAACUCGAGGAAGCUGCGCGCGUCAAGUGCACAUGUUUUAAAACGCUUUCAUCAAGCCAUAAUAAUCACCAGCUAUCAUCAUCGAUAUCUAUACCCAAUUAAGCUAUGACACCAGUGAGAGAGAGAGAGCGAGCAGGAAAAGAUAUAAAUCAAAACUAGGCGUGCUUUUUUUUAUUAGAUACUCGUUUCGAUAUUAGACUUUCAUGCAACGAUCGCCUUCCGUGAGUGUUGGCGUUUGAAACUAUAAAUCAUCAGACCCAAACAAAGGUUUUCAACUGGAACAUCACACUUUGAUGGAUCGCGGUAGCGGAGUCAGCCCAUACCUACUCAUUCAUAUUUUUUUUUUGAUAAAAGAAGAUAUUGCUACUUGUGAUAGCCGGAAAACAUAAUAAGCUAGCGACGCGCACACGACUACUUACCAGUUUUCACCCAACUUAAAACCAUCAACCAACGAACAACACUUAAGUGUAAGUACUACAACUACUACUACCACUACUCGGAAUCAGUAACAGUGAAAAGUGUGGCCUUUACUCGUAUUGGAUUCUAUUUUCUGGGAUAUUUUUAUUUCAUCUUACAACAUAACCCUUUUCUACAAACAACAAGACAACAGUCCAAUUCAGGUUCAGGAAAGUUUUACACGCAUGGGCAAACAAAACAAAAAAUCAAAAUACAAUAACAAUUUAGUACCAUAGAGGCAGCUAUGAUUUUGGGCAGCGUAAUAUGGCUUUCGAAGAAUAACAGCAGGAGGAAGAAGGAAAAAAAAAAUCAAGACGAGUCGACCUACAACAAUCGUUUGUGUAUUUGUGCUUUAUUUAUUUUAUCUAACGUAAAAUCUGAGAACAGUUUAAGGACAUUAAAUCAGGACUUAUAGAUCAA